AUGGUGGGCGCAGAAGACAGGAUGCAGACUGUGCCCACGAUCCCAACUCAAGAAGGGAGCUCUCUCGGGGUGUCUGCCAGCAGUGAGACGACGAGACCAGCCUUCCCAGCGAUGAGGACCAACGCCACUGCCACCACUGUGGCCAUAGCGAGUGGCAGUGCUGCCUCCCUGUCCCUUGGACCCAGCUCGGCACUGACGAGACACUCCUCUGCCUCUGCUGUGGGCUCCUCAACUGCCACGUUCAACCCGCAGAGAAGCAGCACCAUGGAAGCCCUCUUGGCCACCACAGCUCACUCAUCCACAGCAGUCACGUCCUCCACUCUUUCGUCCACCCCUGGCGUUACGACUCUGGGGUCAGGCACAGUGACAGCAGAGGCCGUGACGCACAGUCCAGCUCUGAGUGCAUCCAGCCCCAAGCCAUCAGCUUCCUCCUCCAUCACAUCCCAUGCCUCAGGUACCACUGACACCAGCCUUUUGGCCACGCUGACUGGCAGGCUGGAGACGCAGGCAGCGCGGCUCACCUCCACACCUCUCAUGCAGGGGCAGGCCAUGGCGGAGGCUGCAGACACUACAUCUUCUACGAGGAGCCCCUUGCCUCCCACGGUCUCUGUGGCUAGCCGUGGCACCACUCCUCCCAGUGAAGGAGAAGGUCCCACCAGGAACCAGGAGAGUGGCACGAUAACUGAAGCCAGUGGCACAAUGGCUGAAGCCAAUGACAUGAUGGCCCCUUCCCCGUCUGCCACGUCGUUGCUGACCCUCUCCACAACGAGCACGGUGGGCAAAGAAGACAGGAUGCAGACUGUGCCCACGAUCCCAACUCAAGAAGGGAGCUCUCUCGGGGUGUCUGCCAGCAGUGAGACGACGAGACCAGCCUUCCCAGCGAUGAGGACCAACACCACUGCCACCACUGUGGCCAUAGCGAGUGGCAGUGCUGCCUCCCUGUCCCUUAGACCCAGCUCGGCACUGACGAGACACUCCUCCGCCUCUGCUGUGGGCUCCUCAGCUGCCACGUUCAGCCCGCAGAGAAGCAGCACCAUGGAAGCCCUCUUAGCCACCACAGCUCACUCAUUCAUGGCAGUCACAUCCUUCACUCCUUCCUCCACCCCUAACGUUACGACUCUGGGGUCAGGCACAGUGACAGCAGAGGCCGUGACGCACAGUCCAGCUCUGAGUGCAUCCAGCCCCAAGCCAUCAGCUUCCUCCUCCAUCACAUCCCAUGCCUCAGUCUCUGUGGCUAGCCGUGGCACCACUCCUCCCAGUGAAGGAGAAGGUCCCACCAGGAACCGGGAGAGUGGCACAAUGGCUGAGACCUCUGCCAAGUUGGCCCCUUCCCCCUCUGCCAUGUCCUUGGUGACCCCCUCCACGACGAGCAUGGUGGGCGCAGAAGACAGGAUGCAGACUGUGCCCACGAUCCCAACUCAAGAAGGGAGCUCUCUCGGGGUGUCUGCCAGCAGUGAGACGACGAGACCAGCCUUCCCAGCGAUGAGGACCAACGCCACUGCCACCACUGUGGCCAUAGCGAGUGGCAGUGCUGCCUCCCUGUCCCUUGGACCCAGCUCGGCACUGACGAGACACUCCUCUGCCUCUGCUGUGGGCUCCUCAACUGCCACGUUCAACCCGCAGAGAAGCAGCACCAUGGAAGCCCUCUUGGCCACCACAGCUCACUCAUCCACAGCAGUCAUGUCAUCCACUCUUUCGUCCACCCCUGGCGUUACAACUCUGGGGUCAGGCACAGUGACAGCAGAGGCCGUGACGCACAGUCCAGCUCUGAGUGCACCCAACCCCAAGCCAUCGGCUUCCUCCUCCAUCACGUCCCACGCCUCAGGUACCACCGACACCAGCCUUUUGGCCACGCUGACUGGCAGGCUGGAGACGCAGGCAGCGCGGCUCACCUCCACACCUCUCAUGCAGGGGCAGGCCAUGGCGGAGGCGGCAGACACUACAUCUUCUACGAGGAGCCCCUUGCCUCCCACGGUCUCUGUGGCUAGCCGUGGCACCACUCCUCCCAGUGAAGGAGAAGGUCCCACCAGGAACCGGGAGAGUGGCACAACGGCUGAGACCUCUGCCAAGAUGGCCCCUUUCCCCUUUGCCGCGUCGUUGGUGACUCCCUCUACAACAAACAUUAGGAAAUCAACAUUUCAUCUUCCGUUUUUUACUCUGACUUGCUCUCCCAUCACUUUCUUCAUUCAGCUGGAGGAUGUGACCAGUACAAGGAUACAGUUCAGCUGGAAACCUCAAGGUGGCACAAGAGAAAGUCUUUACAGAGUGCACCUGUGGGAAGGCGCUCGUGAGAUGAAGAGAAGCCUGAAUGAAACAAGUACUGCAUUUGAAAAUCUGGUUUCUGAUCAUGAGUACCAAAUAUCCGUGGAUGUUUCGACUUGCUCUAAGAAUGUCAGUACCUCCUUGACAGUUCGGACAGCUGCUGAAGUCUUCAGUGGAACCACCAGGAUUACCAAUGAAGUUUUCAUCCCUGAAUAUCAGAACAAAUCAGGCAGAGCAUUUAAGGACUUUGAAACAAAGUUUAUUAAUGAGACAGAAAAACAUUUGCCACAAAAGAUCCUAGAAAAAACACGUAUUGUAAUUAAUAGCAUCAAGAAUGGCAGUGUGAUUGUGACCUUUGACAUCGUGCUGGAUGUAGGAGAAAAUAUAACAAAAAGAGAGGUUUCAGACGCUUUUACAGAGGCCCUUAGCAUGAGUACAGUAUUGGAAGCCGAUCUUGAAAGAACUGUUAUAGAAGAUUACCAAGCAUUUGCCUGCAGCGUUCUGUUAAAAAGCCAGACAUUUAAUUAUACGCUAUAUAAUUCUGAUAGUAAAGGCUACAAAACAAUGUCUGAAACUAUCAAAACAGAAGUUGUUAGAGAAAUGCGCAUUAAACUGAAAGAUGACCACUUCGAUAUCGUUAUGCUUGGAUUCAGACCUGGGAGUGUGAUUGCUUAUUUCAUUUCUCUACUACAAAAACAAGAGCCCAUCGAUGUGAAUGUUAUGCAGGCAUCCUUAAGUCAAAUAUUAAAAAGCAAGUUUGGUGACCAAACUGAAGUAACUGUACAACCUCUGUCUGCUCAGUCAUCAACUGGAAAUUGUUCCAUGUGGAAAGUGGCAGUCAUUGUCCUUGGAGUUUUACUUGGAGUUGCUUUAGUGCUGAUUCUUCUGGUAACACUGGUUUACAUCUAUAUGAAGAAAAAAUCGGAUGACACAGCAAAUGGAAUGAUGGAUCUUAGUAGCUACGGCAGGUCACCUGACUACACAGCUGAGCCCAGAGUCAUCCUGUUGGACUUGAUGCACUUGGCCAAGGGUGAUUCACCUCACCUGAGAUAUUUAUCACCAUAUGAAGAUGUCCCUUUCUCUCCAGUGACAGCAGAAUGA
This is a messenger RNA of Opisthocomus hoazin, 3363 nucleotides long. NCBI's taxonomy places the organism in Eukaryota, Metazoa, Chordata, Aves, Opisthocomiformes, Opisthocomidae. The record is from RefSeq and is a predicted model, not a curated record.